CAUUUAGCAAAGGUCAGAAUGCCGUCUGCUUUGGGCAUUAGCACACCACUUCGCUAGUUCGAUUCAGUUGCAUUUUCGCCCUCUUGCGCUCAAGAAAUCCAUUGAAAAUGGAGAUGAAUGACGACAUGCUGGAAGAAUUGGAGCUCGUGAUGCUGCCGCCGCUGACUCCGACCAUGGAUCGAGUCUUCUCAGAGGCCAUCGCGGACUUGUCCGAGAUGGAAAAAUGCGACGAGCCGACGGUGGCGACGCGUCACGACUGGAUCAAGAGCGAGGAACUGACGAGUCUGAGGAUGGCAACGCCGCCCCCGUCGACAUCACACGAGGUCGGUGGUAUCAGUCCAAGUGUUAAGAACCCUGUAACAGUUAAAGACUCGGCAGAAGCGAAACGAGCGAGACGCUCCGCCAUUGAGAAGAAAUCGAGGCAAAGACGGCAGGAAAUGCUCAAAAGAAUGCGACACGAGGUCAAGCAACUUGAAGACGUGUACACUGAGAUGACCAGGAGAAGAGAAGCGUUGAAUUCGAAUGGUAGAUCACGCUUUUCCUCAAUUUCUAUGGACGAAUUGCAACGCAAAUAUUCCGAGCUGUCUCUGGCUGCACAUGCGCUGGAGAAGGACCAAGUUGCUCUUCGUGAGUUGCUGCAAACUCACGAAAAGUUUCAACAAACGUUGAAAAAUCUGUCGGAAGGUGAAAACGAAAUCUGGAACAGCGGAAUUCCCCCCAGUUCGUCCUUCUCCGCACCAUUUCGACAACAUUCCGCAGACGAAUGCUUUGCUAUCGUACGUGCGGCUUAUCAGGAGAUUGAGAGGUUCCUCGCAGCAGACAAUUUUGAAUCUACCGGUGCGAGUUUCAUGGGGUGGGCAGAUAAACGCAAGGUGGACCGUAAUUUACAGGCACUUCAGUUUUGUUUUACCAAGAAAUUCCCCCUUGAAAGUGCACAGAAACUGCUGAAGCAGACGUGGAAUAUUUUCUCGAACGGCGACAAGAUGGCGGCAAUGUCUUUUGACAGAUCUGUGCGCACCCGGUUCGAAGUGCUGCAGGUUUUGAACGAUAAUCUGAUCAUUAUCCGCCGAGACCAUGUGAUUCCAAACAUGCCCAUGACGUUUUUCUCGGUCCAGAUCAUUUUCCGACUGCAGACGCCCACGGGUUAUACGAUGUGCAGUCGCACAAUUCCAGCACCUGAAAUUGAGAAAAUGAUGGAACCUCACGAGUAUUUCUACGACGCUUUUCACUGGACACGCUUUAACCAUUUGUACGACGGAUUCGGCAACGUUGCAGGCUGUGAAAUUGUUGCUGGUGGAUCUAUCAAAGAUCAAAACCAGGUCCAGUCUCGAUAUUGGCUAUUCGAGCUUAUCUGCUCAGUUUUGCGCUGGGAAAACGCGUGCGUCGCGCCGCUAUUGUUGAAACGGAUUUGAGCAGAUUACCUAGUUCUCUUAAACUCAGUCGAGGGGGGAUGAACUGCUCAGAUAUGCUACUGAAGCGGUAAAUAUGUGUGGGAACGCUGUUAGUUUUGCGCCCAGAACGAUGCAAAGGUUGACAUCAUGUUUGUAAAAUAAUCAAAACUUUAAUUCUCGCUACGUACACCUGUUGGAUAUGCCAAGAAGCCUACGAAGGAGAGAGCAACGCAAUAGAUGUAAGCGAAGAACGAACUGCGGGAGAGUUUUAAAUGGAUUAAAACUUAAGACUAUAAUUUAACGAUCGGAGA
Molecule: messenger RNA, 1702 nt
Organism: Phytophthora nicotianae INRA-310
Lineage: Eukaryota; Oomycota; Peronosporomycetes; Peronosporales; Peronosporaceae
Exons: 2
Coding region: 108-1412 (434 amino acids)
Source: RefSeq, a predicted model, not a curated record